This is a messenger RNA of Daldinia childiae, 984 nucleotides long. RefSeq names its product Endo-1,4-beta-xylanase 2. Gene Ontology annotation, molecular function: hydrolase activity, hydrolyzing O-glycosyl compounds. The transcript has 4 exons. Gene Ontology annotation, biological process: carbohydrate metabolic process. The record is from RefSeq and is a predicted model, not a curated record. NCBI's taxonomy places the organism in Eukaryota, Fungi, Ascomycota, Sordariomycetes, Xylariales, Hypoxylaceae. The coding region runs from base 1 to 984 and encodes 327 amino acids.
AUGAAGUCUACUCUCCUAUACCUGCUGGCUCCUCUAGCGGCAUUGGCUGCUCCUACCGAGCUCGCCGAGCGACAGGCAGCAGAUAGCAUCGACGCGCUGAUCAAGGCAAAGGGAAAGCUAUACUACGGAAGCUGCGCCGAUCAGAACCGUCUGUCGACCGGCAAGUCCGCCGAUGUCAUCAAGGCAGACUUCGGCCAGGUGACUCCUGAGAACAGCAUGAAGUGGGAUGCUACCGAGUCCUCCGAGGGUCGAUUCAACUUUGCCGGAGCCGACUACCUCGUCGACUGGGCCACUACCAACAACAAGACCAUCCGCGGCCACACCCUCUGCUGGCACUCGCAACUGCCCGGCUGGGUCCAAAACAUCAGGGACAAGACGAAGCUCACUCAGGUCCUCGAGAACCACGUUACGACUCUGGUGACGCGGUAUAAGGGCAAGAUCUACGCCUGGGACGUCGUGAACGAAAUCUUCAACGAGGAUGGUUCCCUGCGCCAGUCGGUCUUCUCUAAUGUUCUAGGCGAGGACUUCGUUCGCAUUGCUUUCGAAGCUGCUCGCAAGGCUGACCCCGACGCGAAGUUGUACAUCAACGACUACAACCUUGAUCAACCGAACUAUGCCAAGCUCACCAAGGGUAUGGUCGACCACGUCAAGAAGUGGAUCGCUGCCGGUGUUCCCAUCGACGGUAUUGGAUCUCAAGCCCACUUGACUGCCGGUCUCGCCAGCCAAGCCGCCGCCUCCAUCAAGGCCCUCGCCGCCACCGGUGUCAAGGAGGUCGCAUUCACCGAAGUCGACAUCCAGACCGCUCCCGCCAACGACUACGCUGCCGUCACCAAAGCCUGCCUAGACGAGCCCAAGUGUGUCGGUAUCACCGUCUGGGGUGUCCGAGACUCGGACUCCUGGAGAGCCAGCACCAACCCCCUACUCUUCGACAGCAGCUUCAACCCCAAGCCCGCGUAUAACGCCGUCGUCACCGCCCUAAAAUAA